GGUUUAAAAACGCAAGCAUGAGUUCAAACACAGCAAAUGCAAAAAGAAUGGUAUAUGUCGGUGGUUUGGCUGAGGAGGUGGAUGAUAAAAUACUCCAUGCAGCUUUCAUUCCAUUUGGUGAUGUUAUAGAUAUCAACAUACCUUUAGAUUAUGAGACAGAAAAACACAGAGGAUUUGCCUUUGUUGAAUUUGAAUUGGCUGAGGAUGCUGCAGCUGCUAUUGAUAACAUGAAUGAUUCUGAGCUAUUUGGAAGAACGAUAAGAGUAAAUCUGGCAAAACCAAUGAAAGUCAAGGAAGGGGCAUCAAGAGCAGUUUGGGCUGAAGAUUCGUGGUUACAACAACAUGCUGGAGAAACUUUAGAGAAAAAUGAUGAUGCAGAUGAUGUGGCUCAACCUGAAAACCCAGCACCUAAACGUUCUGCACCAGAUAGUGAGACAUCAACUGUACCAGCUAAAAGAUCACGUGGAAACGCUCAAGUGUAUUUAGAUAUCAAGGCUGGUAAGAAAGAUAUUGGGCGUAUUAUUAUAGAAUUACAGUCAGAAGUUGUUCCUAAAACUGCAGAGAACUUCCGAUGUUUAUGUACCCAUGAAAAAGGGUUUGGUUAUAAAGGUUCUACUUUUCAUAGAAUAAUACCUUCAUUUAUGUGUCAAGGUGGAGAUUUUACUAAAGGUAAUGGCACUGGAGGAAAAUCUAUUUAUGGUCAGAAGUUUGAAGAUGAAAAUUUCCUAUUGAAACACACUGGACCAGGUACUUUAUCAAUGGCAAAUUCUGGUCCCAAUACAAAUGGCUCACAAUUUUUCUUAACCACAGAAAAAACAGACUGGUUAGAUGGAAAACAUGUUGUUUUUGGACAAGUUAUAGAAGGAAUGAACGUAGUACGAAAAAUGGAAACUUUCGGAACUAAAGGUGGCAAUCCAACAGAAAGGGUUACAAUAUCUCAAUGUGGUGAAUUAGUCUAGCAGAUUUGUAUAUCUUGUAUUUUGUAAUUAUUGUAUGUAAAUAAAUCAUAUCAUGUGUAAAUAUUAUCAUUAAAAUCAUCUUCAAAUGU
Molecule: messenger RNA, 1048 nt
Organism: Lottia gigantea (owl limpet)
Lineage: Eukaryota; Metazoa; Mollusca; Gastropoda; Lottiidae
Exons: 12
Coding region: 18-959 (313 amino acids)
Biological process (GO): protein folding; protein peptidyl-prolyl isomerization
Cellular component (GO): intracellular membrane-bounded organelle
Molecular function (GO): peptidyl-prolyl cis-trans isomerase activity; RNA binding
Source: RefSeq, a predicted model, not a curated record